ACCAUUACACGCAAAGCGCGAACUAAAGGUUACACGAAAAACAACACUAAGCAGAUAUGAAAAGGCAAGACGGAGAUAUCAUAUUCAAAGAAAAAUAUGGUUCAUCAGCUAAGGAAAGAUAUUUGGUGAAGCCUCCAGAUCAAUUGAAUGUAGUGGUAUGUAAAGAAGAGCAAACCAAUAAUGUGGCAAGUGUAUUCGCCGAGGUAUUUUUGCCCCAGGGUUACCCUCACAGUGUAAGCAAGGAUUACACUGCAUAUCAAAUAUGGGAUACUGCACAAGCUUUUUGCAGUACUAUUUCAGGUACACUUGCAACUCAAGAAGUAUUGCGAGGUGUAGGAGUUGGAAACAAACAUGCUACUCCACUAGCUGCUACUGUUACAUGGGUGCUCAAGGAUGGUUGUGGCCACCUUGGGAAAAUAUUAUUUGCCUAUAGUCAUGGUACUUAUCUGGAUGCAUACAGCAAGAAAUGGAGACUAUAUGCUGACACACUCAAUGAUGCCGCCAUGUGUAUUGAAAUAGCUUUGCCUCUAUUUCGGAAUUAUAUUACAUUUGCUUUGUGCGUGAGUACUGUCAUGAAAGCUGUUGUUGGAGUUGCAGGUGGUGCAACAAGGGCUGCAAUGACACAACACCAUGCACUUCGUGGCAACAUGGCUGAUGUAUCAGCAAAAGACUCAUCCCAGGAAACUGCAGUCAACCUUAUAGCAUCCUUAACUGCACUCUUCAUUAUUUCUGUUUUUGGUAAUUCACUUUUCAUAUUCACUCUCAUGUUGAUACUGCAUAUUGUGUUCAACUACUUUGCCGUUCGAGCAGUAUGCCUGAGAACCCUUAAUGAACCACGCUUUAUACAAGUAAUUGAUACUUAUCUGAAGAAGGAGGUAAUAGCAAAUCCUUGUGAGAUAAACCGAAGGGAGCCUAUUUUAUUCUAUCAACUUGGUUCCAAUUUGUUAGACUUAAAAAUAUGUGGAUUUCAAAUCAAACUUGGUGGUUCGAUGGCGCAAAUAAUCAAAGAGUCGCCGAAAGCAUCGCACCUAAAGGAAAUUAAAAACAUAUACAAUGAGAGGAAAUACAUUUUAUAUCCAAACACUAAUUACAGGAUCAUGUAUAUAUUUAUCAAAGAUAAAUCAUCAACCGAUGAUAUACUGUGCGCGUAUUUUCACGCUGUAUUGCUAUCUAUAACAACCUGUGCCAUAAAUAAUUAUAAAUUGCCCUUGUCCCACAAUGCCAAAGACCUUAAACCAUUUGCCGAAGUAUGUAAAAUGCUACAAUCAGUUGAAUGGAGCAGAAAAUCAGGCAAACACACUGACUUUAUCUAUGAACCAUCCUACGAAUUACAACGCUAUAUAAACAGUAUUGCCACACAAGAAUGGCAGGGAGUUAAAUCGGGUCUCAUACAAACUGGAUGGGAUUUGAGUAAGCAUUUAUUAAUGGUGGACGAAUGGCGAGUAUGCGGCGUAAAGUCAUCAUUAAAUGAAAUGUUAUCAGAACAUAUCGAGCCCCACAAUAUUCCACAUUCUACUAUUGAUACAAUUUUCGAACAAGCGAUAUCGAGCAACAUGUCUGAAGAAAUAGGAAAUGACCUUGACGAUUUAUUUGAUGAUGAGAUGUUCACAGUAGAACCAGAGCCAUCGGUCACCAAGUUACGUGGCGCAGAGAAGAAAAAAGAACGAAAAUCGAAAACAAAUACCAAACACAAUGCUGAAAAAGAUCCUGAAAAAAAAGAUUGACAUCAACAACCGUUUGCGAAACGUAAAGCUAAGAAACGCAAACAUCGAAAGUCGUAGACAAGUUUGUGAGAGAUUAAGACAAUCAAUAUGUGGUGUGAUUAAUUGUGUUUUAUUAAUGUACUAAGUGUAAUGUGAAUGUGCGAAAUAUAAACAUUCCAAUAUUA
Molecule: messenger RNA, 1888 nt
Organism: Nymphalis io (European peacock)
Lineage: Eukaryota; Metazoa; Arthropoda; Insecta; Lepidoptera; Nymphalidae
Product: RUS family member 1-like
Exons: 10
Coding region: 57-1724 (555 amino acids)
Source: RefSeq, a predicted model, not a curated record